AAGGCACCUUAUAAAUGCAAUUUGUUGCUGUUGUUAUUGAACAUCACCAGAAGUGAGCGAAGGCGGCUGCCGGAGGCUGCUCAGGAAACCCUCUGCUGACUGCCGGCUCAGCUGAUAGCCGAGCAACCUCUGACAGAGAUAGGAUCAGGGAGAAGCCGCGCGGAGAGCCGACCAGGCACCCUUUGCCGCAGAGCGAGGAUGGACGUGUUUUCGGGACGCAUGCUGAUCAACAGGGCGAACGAGGCGGUGGACACGGACGAGGUGCUCAGGAACAAGAUCGUGGGUCUGUUCUUCUCGGCCGGCUGGUGCCCGCCCUGCCUGGACUUCACCCCCAUCCUGUGCGAGUUUUACACCGAGCUGGUGGAGAACAGCUCGUCUGUUCAGUUUGAGAUUGUCUUCAUAUCUUCCGACAAGAGCAUCGAGGACAUGCUGGAGUACAUGCAGAACAUGCACGGCGACUGGCUGGCACUGCCCUGGAUGGACCCCUACAAACAUGAAUUGAAGAAUAGAUACAGCAUUACAGCUUUACCAAAGCUAGUGAUUGUGAAAGAGAAUGGGGAUGUCAUCACCGACAAAGGCCGUAAACAAAUACGUGAUCAUGGCUUGUCGUGCUUCAGGAAUUGGAUGGAGGUGGGAGAUGUUUUCCAGAAUUUUGUAGCUGAUUGAGAAUGGAAUAUGAAUUAUAUUGUAAGCAUAAAUUGUUGGAGAUGGAUAUGUACAAAAAGCCCAUGACACUUGAAUAUAUAUUUGAAAGUUAGAACAGAACUUGUAACAAAUAAAAAGAAGCUUUAGGUUUACAUUCUGUUCUUAAGAAAUUAAACUUUGUAAUUAGAUGAAAAGUAGUGAGCUAUGCAAUUAUAAAU
Molecule: messenger RNA, 863 nt
Organism: Callorhinchus milii (elephant shark)
Lineage: Eukaryota; Metazoa; Chordata; Chondrichthyes; Chimaeriformes; Callorhinchidae
Gene: nxnl2
Product: nucleoredoxin like 2
Exons: 2
Coding region: 199-666 (155 amino acids)
Biological process (GO): sensory perception; photoreceptor cell maintenance
Source: RefSeq, a predicted model, not a curated record